UCAGGUCCUCUGAAGAUGGACAGUUUUGCUGACAAGAGACCUCUGCUGGGGGUGUGCAAGAGCACGGGUUCCUCUGGGACAAGCCCUCCCUACUGUUGCGUUGACCUGUAUUCUCUACGGACGGGGGAAAUGGUCAAAUCAAUUCAGUUCAAGACGCCCAUCUAUAAUCUCAACUGCAACAAACAUAUUCUUGUUGUGAGCCUUCAAGAGAAGAUUGCUGCCUUUGACAGCUGCACCUUCACAAAGAAGUUCUUUGUAACAAGCUGCUACCCCUGUCCAGGCCCCAGCAUAAAUCCAAUAGCUUUGGGAAGCCGCUGGCUAGCCUACGCUGAGAAUAAGUUGAUCCGGUGUCACCAGUCCCGUGGAGGAGCGUGCGGUGACAAUGCACAGUCCUAUACAGCUACAGUUAUCAAUGCAGCUAAAACUUUAAAGACAGGCCUGACAAUGGUGGGUAAAGUUGUCACGCAGUUGGCAGGCACCAUUCCAGCAGGUACUCCGGAUGAGGAGGGCACACCUCACAGUGUGAUCCGCCGCAGCCCCCACAACCCAGGGGUGGUCACCAUCGUUGACACACAUAGUGUUGGCGAAGGACAGGUCUUGGUGAGUGAGGAGUCGGACGGAGAGGGAGUGGUGGCUCACUUCCCAGCUCAUGACAAACCCAUAUCCUGCAUGCAAUUCAACCCCAGUGGAAUGCUGCUUGUGACUGCAGAUACUCUGGGCCAUGAUUUUCACGUCUUUCACAUUCUGACCCACCCAUGGGCCUCAUCACAGAGCGCUGUGCACCAUCUUUACACCUUGCAUCGAGGGGAAACUGAAGCCAAGGUCCAAGACAUGUGUUUUAGCCAGGACAGUCGCUGGGUUACCAUCAGCACCCUUCGAGGCACAACCCAUGUAUUUCCCAUCAACCCCUAUGGCGGUGCACCCUGUGCCCGCACCCACAUGUCACCUCGGGUGGUAAAUCGGAUGUCUCGCUUCCAAAAGAGUGCCGGCUUGGAGGACAUUGAACAGGAGCUGAACAGGGUAGCUGCGUUAGGAGGAGGAGCAGGAGUUGGAGGCAUCGGAGGAGGUGGCUGCAUCCUGGGAGGAGGAGGAGGCAUCGGGGGCCGCUGUAGCCCCAUACCUGGCAUGUCCAGCAGCCCCUCGGGUUCUCCACUGCAUGCCAAGCUGAGCAGCCAGGAUUCAUACAACAACUUCACCAACAACAACAUGGGGAACCCGCGGCUGGCCCCACUGCCGAGCCUCACCGUGGUGCUGCCUCUGGCUCAGAUCAAACAGCCCAUGACCCUGGGCACCAUCACCAAGCGCUCUGGCAAAGCCAAGCCGCCCCCUCAGAUGUCCCCGAGCAAGUCCAGUGGAGGAGAGUUCUGCGUGGCCGCCAUCUUCGCCUCAUCUCGCUCCUGGUUCAUCACCAACCCCAACAUGAAAAGAGAGAAAGAUCCAUCCAAGCAGUCAGUCGUUGAGUCGUUGUACAUCAUCAGCUGCUAUGGAACAAUGGUGGAACAUGUCUUGGAGCCUCGGCCAAUCAGCACUGCUCAAAAGAUUAGUGAUGACACACCACUGGAGCUCAACACCUGCCCAAGAGCCUGCUGGAAUCUAGCCAGGACUCCACAAUGGAAUGAGUUGCAGCCACCCUUCAACUCCAACCAUCCCUUGGUGUUGGCCUCAGAUCUGGUGCAGUACUAUCAGUAUCUUCUGGCUGCGAUGCCCCCAGGAAGCCCCAGCCCGAUCACCCGCCACGAGUCGUCGGACAGCCUGGCGUCAGACCACAGCGUUCCUGAGGACGAGGAGUGGCUCUCUCAGGUGGAAAUUGUGACCCACACAGGGCCCCACCGACGCCUUUGGAUGGGCCCACAGUUUCAGUUCAAGACCAUUCACCCUUCAGGCCAGACCACCGUCAUUUCCUCCUCAUCCUCCGUCCUUCAGUCCCAGGGUCCCUCUGAUGUCCAACAGCCCCUGUUGGAUUUUGACACGGAUGACCUGGACCUUCACAGUUUGAGGAUCCAACCGGUACGUUCAGAGCCAGUCAGCAUGCCCGGCUCCUCCAGGCUGGUAGCUGAUCGCAGAGGGCAGGCCAACAUCAUGGACUCAGGAUCAGCGAGCGGAAGUGAUACACUGAGCAUAGACGUGAAUAAGAGAAAGAAAAGCAUGGAACCACUCGUUGAGCACCGGACCUGCCCGACAUGCCCUGGCCUGAUCGCGGGGGCUGAUCCGCACCGCCUAUGCUUCCAGUGCCUGGGGCCUGACCACGCCGAAGACGGCCUAGGCCCGUCGCCGGCCUGUAACGCCUGCCGGAUGAUCCCUCGGCUGAGCUGCCGACAUCGAGGCAAUCAUUUCCGGGUGAAGUUCGGCCUGCAGGUGGAGGAUCAGGACCUCGAGGUGGUGGAGAUGUAUGAACUGGAUGACGAGGUGCCAUUCGAGUUCACCCUCCCAUGUUCGCAGCUUGUUGAUCCGGGGUGA
Notothenia coriiceps (black rockcod) is the source of this 2457-nucleotide messenger RNA. It is a transcript of the gene bcas3, whose product is annotated as BCAS3 microtubule associated cell migration factor. The record is from RefSeq and is a predicted model, not a curated record. NCBI's taxonomy places the organism in Eukaryota, Metazoa, Chordata, Actinopteri, Perciformes, Nototheniidae. The transcript has 17 exons. Gene Ontology annotation, cellular component: cytoplasm. Gene Ontology annotation, biological process: autophagy; response to starvation. Gene Ontology annotation, molecular function: protein binding. The coding region runs from base 16 to 2457 and encodes 813 amino acids.